Molecule: messenger RNA, 1433 nt
Organism: Daphnia pulicaria
Lineage: Eukaryota; Metazoa; Arthropoda; Branchiopoda; Diplostraca; Daphniidae
Gene: Vamp7
Product: vesicle-associated membrane protein 7-like
Exons: 8
Coding region: 570-1238 (222 amino acids)
Biological process (GO): vesicle fusion; exocytosis
Cellular component (GO): membrane; SNARE complex
Molecular function (GO): SNAP receptor activity; SNARE binding
Source: RefSeq, a predicted model, not a curated record
UGUAUGCCAAUAUUUUUUCAAAUAUCUUGGCCUCCGUUAUGAGAGAUUAAAAAUUUGUAAAUUUAUGGGAGGAGCCAAAAUGUUGGGAUUUUUUGGGGAGGAGGGCUCAUAGGUCCAUAGGUUAGGCGGGUUAGGAUUAAGUGGAACAGGGUAAGCCGGUAUUAAAGCCAAUAAGCAACGUGAUUAAUUAUCAGUUUAAAUAUAUAUAUUUUUCCCUCCAUCUUUUCCAUAAUUCUAGAAGGCCCAAAGGUUUUGAAAAGCAAGUUCAAUAAAGUUUUAAUAGAGUAGACUAGAGUAGAGAAAACUUUAGAGGAGAGGCGCUGUUUGAAAGUUGCUAUGGUUUGGCCGCUGGGGUGCCGACUGCCGAGCUCUUUGGGUUUUCUGUAGUGACUCUAGUGAGUGAGCAAACCAUAGACUCUAUAACGUGGUUCCGACAAUAGUCAACAUUGAGUCAUUGACUGGAGUGGAUUGUCAUUUGAUAAUUUAAGAUAGUUUUUUAUACACGUUCGUCAAGUUGUUGAUGGGAUUGAAGAUCGUCUGAAUCGUCGAGAAAGUUUCGUUGAAGGAAAAUGCCGCUGUUAUACAGUGUUGUUAGUAGAGGAAACACUGUUUUGGCUAGAUUUGCCAAUAAUUGUACUGGAAACUUUUCUGAGAUCACAGAGCAAGUUCUAGCUCAAAUUGGACUUGAUGAUUCAAAAAUGACCUACUCUCAUGGAUCAUUUUUGUUCCACUAUAUUUUGCAAGACAGAAUAAUUUAUCUUUGCAUCUCAGAUGAUGAAUUUGAACGUUCAAGAGCAUUUUUAUUUUUGAAUGAAGUUAAAAAGAAAUUUGUAAAUACUUUUGGAGCCCAUGCAUACUCUGCUCUACCAUAUGCUAUGAACACGGAGUUUUCGAAAAUUUUGGCAGGUCUAAUGAAACACUUUUCUGAAUCUCGAGAUAUCGAUACCGUUUCUCAAGUUCAAGGAGAAUUGGACGACUUGAAAGAUGUAAUGGUGAAAAAUAUAGAUUCCUUAGCGGCACGUGGCGAAAGAUUAGAAUUACUGGUUAAUAAAACCGAAAGCCUCAGCGCGUCAGCUGUUACUUUCCGGAAAUCAAGUCGAAAUUUGGCUAAUUCCUUGUUCUGGAAAAACAUAAAAAUAACAGCAAUUACUGCUGCCGUGAUUUUGGUUAUUGUGUAUUUUGUCGUUAGCAUAGCAUGUGGAGGAUUGAAUUGGCAUUCAUGCAUUCAAAACAGUUGAUGCACAAAUUCUGCGCGUGAUCUAAUUUUUCUUUCAGUUUUUAAAACAAACAUUCUAUUUCAACCAAAUACGUUUCUGUACAUUCGUAACAUAUAAUGAGUCGGUUUCUUUGUUAUGAUGUUCAACAUUUAUGUGUACUUUUCUAUUCAUCGUUUUUUGUACAGACAAGGUUUCAAAUAUAUUCUUGGCAUAGUU